Molecule: messenger RNA, 1804 nt
Organism: Fragaria vesca subsp. vesca
Lineage: Eukaryota; Viridiplantae; Streptophyta; Magnoliopsida; Rosales; Rosaceae
Exons: 3
Coding region: 393-1331 (312 amino acids)
Source: RefSeq, a predicted model, not a curated record
GAAUUAAUUUGAUGGCUGUUUCAGCCUGGUUGACUUUUUCUUUUUGGGUUUCUGUAAUCAACAUUCAAACAUGAAGAAUUGGGAAGAAACUUACGUGUAGCAUGUUGGCUGCUAAGCAAAUCAAAAGGGAGUUUAAUUGAUAACGUAUAUGUGGUGUUCUGUUUUGUUUGAUUGAUCAGCUGUUCUGUGUUCAUACAGUUGUACUGCUCUAUCUUGCCUUGUGCUAACCGUGCAUACUUUAUUUAGGUGUUAUCAUCUUGGAUAACCGGCUCCUUAACCUGGAAGUUCAGUGGGUUUUGUUCUUGGAGUUUACGUUAGUUUAAGUGGUGUUUCUGAUCCAAGUCUGCGGUGUGUGUCAUGCGAUUGUGCCUAUUCUAAGUAAUAUUACGUUCAUGGCCUUUGAAGCUUCUAAUGGAAGAGGGCUUCAGCCCAGUUUAUUCAAUGUGGAUGAUAUCGAGUUAAACACAAAUUGGGAAGAUGUGGCUUGUCCUAUAUGUUUGGAUUUCCCUCACAAUGGUGUACUCCUCCAGUGCACAUCGCACAAUAAUGGAUGCCGUCCUUUUGUCUGUGACACAAACCACUUGCACUCAAAUUGUUUGGACCGUUUCAAAAGUGCAAAUGGUAUGUCAUCUCCUUCAAAAUCCGAUGCUAGUCUGACAAGCGACACUGAGCCAGUGGCAUCAGAAGACAACUGCAGGCCAACUUGCCCGUUGUGUCGGGGUGAAGUGACUGGGUGGGUUGUUGUUGAUAAGGCUCGUGUUCAUCUAGAUGUGAAGAAGCGUUGUUGCGAGGAGCAACGAUGCACAUUUACGGGUACAUACUUGGAAUUGCAAAAACAUGCUGAACUGGAGCAUCCUCAUUCUGAACCAUCAAAAAUCGAUCCUGCCCGGCAGCUUGAUUGGGAAAACUUCCAACAGUCUUCUGAGAUCAUUGAUGUUUUGAGCACUAUACAUUCAGAAGUCCCUCGGGGGGUUGUUUUAGGUGAUUAUGUGAUUGAAUAUGGUGAUGAUGAGACUGGGGAUGAGUUUGAGGACUUUCAUGGGGAUGAACGUAACUGGUGGACCUCCUGUAUAUUGUAUCAGGUAUUUGAUAACUUGAGGAAUUCUAGAAAUAGAAGAAGAUCAAGAGUUGGUGACAAUAGAAGAGGAGGCCGCCGAGCAAGCUAUGAUGCAAAUUCUGAUGACGGUUCUGUGACAUCUGUUGAUUUCACAGACUAUAGGGCAGAUGAGAUUGAUGAUGACUUUAUGAGUUCAAGUGGUUCCUCCAGGGGUGGCUCAAGUCAUCGCAGUUCCCGUAGACGGCGUUCUCGCUUCUAUGACAUUCUUAAAUAGAAUAGAAAGGAAGGGAAAGACGGAUAGAGGUCCAUUGGAAGAAGGGAGGUGGAAAGCAGUGGGAUGCUUGCUGUAGAUCUCUUCAGUGUUUAAACAUGCAGAAACUGCAUCGAGAUACAGUGUUAGCUUUUCAAAUCAGUAAUUAGAUGUACUGAUUGGAUAUCACAUGACAAAUCCGUUGGCUGCAUGGAUCCCUUUAUUAGAACUAUCAUCUUCUUGCAUUCAGUUCAGUGGUCUAAAGGACUAGUGUAAUAUAUAAACAGCUGUGGAAGGUAUGAUGUUUCUUCUGUUAACCUAGUGAUUGCUCACCCGAAUCGUUUUAAAAGAACUUGACGUCUUUCCAAUUUGUAUUUUACAUUUCUUGCCGUCUGAAAAUGACAUCAAUGACAUAUCUUGUUGGAACUUGAAAGCAUAUACGAUGUAGGCUUAGUUUAGGUAACAACCUUGUGUCAUGCAGUUGUUAAAGUCAAUUU